This is a messenger RNA of Torulaspora globosa, 1146 nucleotides long. It is a transcript of the gene NPY1, whose product is annotated as NAD(+) diphosphatase. Gene Ontology annotation, cellular component: cytosol. The record is from RefSeq and is a predicted model, not a curated record. Bases 1 to 1146 code for a protein of 381 amino acids. Lineage: Eukaryota; Fungi; Ascomycota; Saccharomycetes; Saccharomycetales; Saccharomycetaceae. Gene Ontology annotation, biological process: NAD+ catabolic process; NADP+ catabolic process. The transcript has a single exon. Gene Ontology annotation, molecular function: metal ion binding; NADH pyrophosphatase activity.
AUGGAGGCUGUGGUGAGGACGGGCGCUACGUUCUUUGGGUAUGAGAGUUUGAACCGGGUUUCGUUCUUGCGAAAUGACGUAGAAUUCGUCAGAAAGUCGUUGCAACAUAAAUCGACCGUGUUCGUGCCAUUUGUGCAGGGGGAGGCGCUGGUACGGGGCCAGGAGGAGCCCGAGUUGUGCCUGUUGACGUUGCAGGACGGGUGGUUCCCGAUGGCGCGCGUGGUGGACAAGCUGCUGCCGGUGCUGAACUCGCAGGCAGCCAGGGUGGUGGAAUCGGGGGCGAAUCUGACGUUUCUGGGGCUCAAGAGCAGCGACGGGGACGACGUGUUCCAGUACCGGUCGAGCUACAGCGGCGUUCCGUACUACGCGGUCGAUUUCCGGACGUCGGGCGGGACGCUGAUCCAGGCGGCGGAGUUGGAGCCGCUGUUGCAGUGCGCCAGGGUCGAUCGUAAGCUGAUCUUCGAGAUGAGCAACGAGACGGCGUCGCUGUACUCGCACGCCAAGAUGUACCUCGACUGGCUCGCCAAGUACCACUUCUGUCCCGGAUGCGGGUCCGUGAUGUUCCCCGUGGAUGCCGGCACCAAGAUGCAGUGCGGCAACGCAGACCGCAGCGUCGCCUGCAACGUGCGCGACGCCGCGGUCAACAACGUCUGUUUCCCGCGUACCGAUCCCGUCGUGAUCGUGGCGAUCGCGACCAAGGACUUCAGUCGCAUCUGUCUGGCUCACUCCAAGCGCUGGGUUCACGACACCCUCUACAGCACCGUUGCGGGCUUCAUGGAGCCCGCGGAGACCGUGGAGCAGGCGUGCAGCCGCGAGAUCUGGGAGGAGACCGGCAUCAGGUGCCGCGACAUCACGCUCGUCUCGACACAACCAUGGCCGUAUCCUGCGAACCUGAUGAUCGGCUGUGUCGGGCUGGUGGAGCCCAACGGUGUCGACGAGAAGAUCAACCUUUCGCACGACAACGAGCUUAUGGAUGCCCAGUGGUUCGACGUCGAAGAGGUCAUCGAGGCGAUGGACCGCUACGACGGCUCGGGCGUCGUCAAGUUCAAGAAAUCAGAUAUUACGUUCCCGGGCUCCACCGCGAUAGCAUUCCAUCUCAUCAAGUUCGUCUGCGAUAGAUAUAAGAGAUCCCUGGGAUCGCUGUAA